Molecule: messenger RNA, 1083 nt
Organism: Aspergillus melleus
Lineage: Eukaryota; Fungi; Ascomycota; Eurotiomycetes; Eurotiales; Aspergillaceae
Product: zinc-binding alcohol dehydrogenase family protein
Exons: 1
Coding region: 1-1083 (360 amino acids)
Molecular function (GO): oxidoreductase activity, acting on NAD(P)H
Source: RefSeq, a predicted model, not a curated record
AUGAAAGCGGUCAUCACAAAUCGAUUCUUGCCUAGGCGUCUGCUAAGUUUCGCUCUCGGUAGUCCGCUUGGGCAGGGCGCUCAAGUCAAGGAUGUUCCAACCCCAGACAUCACUGACAAUGAGGUCUUAGUCAAGGUGCGCGCUGUAGCGCUGAAUCCGAUCGACUUCAAAGAUGCCGAUGUCCUUUCCCCACGCAGUUCGAUCUUAGGCUGUGAUUAUGCGGGCGAGGUGGCUCAGGUCGGUAAGAAUUCGGGACAGCGCUGGAAGGUUGGAGAUAGAAUCGCUGGCUUUGUCCACGGUGGCAUGUAUCCCGACAUUGGCUCAUUUGCUGAGUAUUUGAAAGUCGAUGGAGACUUGGCCUGGACGGUCCCUGAUGGAAUGACUUUGGGUGAAGCCACCACUUACGGACUUCCCGCCGCCACCGCGAUGCUGAGUCUUGCGUAUCUUGACAUUGCCUGGGCGGAUAUUGAGAACGGACGCAGCGCUCAACAGGACGACCAACCGACCAUUCUCAUCUAUUCAGGCGCCUCGAACGUCGGUCUCUUCGCCAUCCAAUUAGCUAAGAGAGCAGGAUACAAGGUUGUGGCAACGGCGUCGCCACGUUCCUUCGACCUCGCAAAGCGCUAUGGUGCCGAUGCAGUAUACGACUACCGGACCUCUGCGUCCAUUGACGAAAUUACGAGAGCUUACCCGAAUAUAAACAAAGCUCUGGACUGCUUUUCCGAAGGCACUUCUGCCUCCUUCUGUGCUGAUGUGUUGCGAGAGGGCAAAGUAGUCACACUGCUUGAUCAAGGAAAGUCCAAGAGGGCAAACGUUACUUAUACGUUUCUUAUGGUUUAUACUGCAUUCGGUCGCGAGUUCCAGUUGCUGGCCCCCCUUGGCCCUGUAUUCCCAGAGAUGCCGGCAGACCGCGAGGUCAUCAGCAGUUUCUAUGGUCACUUACCCACGUUGUUGAGCUCUGGCGUUUUGAAACCUCCAAACAUCACAACGAUCAAGGGCGGUUUCAAGGAGAUAUUUGAGGGACUAGAGAAGCUUCGCAAGGGCGAUAGUCGAAGCACAAAACUUGUCGUCGAGUUCCAGUGA